AUAUUAUAAAGUGACGAAGCCGUGGGUGUAAUUUCCAGAACACUCCCUUCUGAGCUUCGUCUUCUUCGAAUCGAGGAAAGAGAAAGAAAAAGCGAGCGAAAAAUGUUUAGCGUUCGUGCCCGUAUCGGUUCUGGAUUCACUAUCGUCUUCGUCUUCGUCUUCCUCACCGUCGGAGCUCGGUGCUCCAGCAAUGAUUCCGAGGUUAGAUGUAGCAGAAUCUGCGUUGCACAGAAUUGCAAUUCUGUUGGGAUUCGAUACGGGAAGUUCUGUGGAGUAGGGUGGACUGGCUGCCCUGGAGAGAAGCCAUGCGAUGAUCUUGAUGCUUGUUGUAAGAUUCACGAUGAAUGUGUUACCAAAAAAGGUUUGACAAAUAUUAAAUGCCAUGAAAAGUUCAAGAGGUGCAUUAAGAAAGUACACAAGUCUGGCAAGGUUGGAUUUUCUCGGGACUGCCCUUACGAGACAGCAGUGCCUACUAUGGUACAGGGUAUGGAUUUUGCCAUUAUGCUGAGUCAAUUUGAUAACUCCAGGGCUGAACUGUAAUUAAGCACAAGUAAAGGUUGCAAGAAGUUAACCCAUUGAAUUUGAAUCAGCCCAAAUAGAUUAUUGGAUUGAAAAAUGAAAAGGAAAUGGAUACAGUUUGGAAAGUAUCAUUUAAGUGAAAUGAAAGUUGCAGGUGAAGGCAGGGAUUUGGUGACCCCAUUUUAUAUUGUAUAAUUUUUCUAAUAUUGAUAGAAACCUUAUACCUUAACCAAAAGAUAAAAUUAGAGGCGAUUUUGUAUUAUAUUUCUGGUUGACCCAUAAGUUAAUAGAAAUAUGAUGAAACAUUGCUCAUACAGUGACAUAAAAAUAUUCAUUUCUGAGUCGUAUUCAAGGAAAGAAUUAAAAAUGUGACUGACAACUUUCACUACUGUGAUGGAAAUUUCGCAUUUUGUAUUUACAUCAUAUACCUUUAUUGUCGUGCUUUACGCGUAUCCGUGGAAUUCCUUUGUUCGAAUAAUGUAUAUUCUAUAUAUUUUUUCUUUUCGUAUGUAUUAAGAAGUCCCACUUUUUUGAACAA
Molecule: messenger RNA, 1057 nt
Organism: Humulus lupulus (European hop)
Lineage: Eukaryota; Viridiplantae; Streptophyta; Magnoliopsida; Rosales; Cannabaceae
Product: probable phospholipase A2 homolog 1
Exons: 4
Coding region: 103-540 (145 amino acids)
Biological process (GO): phospholipid metabolic process; pollen tube growth; pollen development
Molecular function (GO): A2-type glycerophospholipase activity; calcium ion binding
Source: RefSeq, a predicted model, not a curated record